This is a messenger RNA of Neohortaea acidophila, 2886 nucleotides long. RefSeq lists its product as uncharacterized. The transcript has a single exon. The coding region runs from base 251 to 2767 and encodes 838 amino acids. NCBI's taxonomy places the organism in Eukaryota, Fungi, Ascomycota, Dothideomycetes, Mycosphaerellales, Teratosphaeriaceae. The record is from RefSeq and is a predicted model, not a curated record.
AGAUGAAGAGUUUCCCUUCAAUCUCACGGCCGUGGAAGUUGCCAGCAUGAACCCGCAAGUCUGCGCCAAGCGGCUCUUCCGUCAUCUCCGCAAUCUGAUGGCUUGUGACCAGCUCGCAACCGCCCAUGUGGCCUUGCGUCUAUUUGAGUGGCUCAUGCCUAAGAAGUCCGCAACCCCAGAGCAACUCUCAAUCUUUCACACGAUCACCAUGGCACCCAUCACCGUUUCCAACUAGGAGUUGCAAAAGGUUAUGAAGAUGGAGCUGUCGACUCAAGAGUCCCAACCCAGCGAACCCGGCCAACAUUUCUACGUGCGUUCAUGGUGUCUGACUUCCCAAGAGCUCGAAGCUGUUGUCACCAUCCUCGAAAAGCCUGACCUAGUCUGGCCCCAAGUCCGCAAGUGGCGCCAGAUCCUGGACGUGCAUGCUCUUGAUGGCAUUGGCUCUCAGGCAACGUACACUAUCCGAUAUCUAGGGACAUGCGCUUCGCCAUCGCGACCGAUUGACCGACACAUCCAAGACCUCGUGUCUCCGACGGCGGCCUUCAUUCAGAGCUUUACUGGCGCGUUGCGUGAUGCAUUCCCCGACUGGAAGGACUCUGCACAAGUCCAUCGCCUCCCAGAUGCCCAUAUCCCUCCCACAUCUCUCUUAGACGCGGAUGAGCUCGAGCGGCUGCUCAUUGCAUUCUUCGACCGAUCUACUCUCCUCAAUCGCCAGCCGGGUGGCUUUCAUGUAAGCUACGUCUCUUUUGAAGAAGAUGCACAGGGGUUUCGAGCCCUCAGAACCGAUUUCUGGCGUCUGUUCCAGACAAAAGCCAGACAUUCUGCCAACGUAACCCUGGCAUUGGCUGCACAUUUCAAUCAAGUUCAAUCCUGGGCGAAUAGCAACCCUCUCGAGAGCGGUACGCACAUCGGUAAGUUCUCCGACCGACAACGCCUCAUGAUUCAGCAAUCCGCCACUCCUCUGAUGUAUGAAGACAUGUGUGUCAUGGUCUUCAUCGGAAAAGACCAAACUCUGGAAGAGUACCGGUCAUGCGACGCUUUCAUUACGGGUCCCAGCAGGGCCGGUGGUUUCGCUCGGAGUCUAUUGCGCCGCAAUGUGCAACUGGAGGCUCAAGGAACUCAACUCCACCCUUCCCCAAUGCAGUCUUUCAACCCCACCAAUGGCCCGUGGUGCUUCGUAGACUUGUGGCCAUGGCUGCGCCACACAAACAUCUCACAGGCGAAGCAUUACUUGCAGGCGUACCUUGGCAUCGUGCAACCGAUAAUUGCUGUCUCGUUCAGCGGUGCAGUGAACCGCAUCACCCGCGCCAACUUCAUGGAUGGUCCAAAUAUCUUGCGGAAUAUUUUCGGUACUGUAAUUGGUGAAGGCACCAUCCAAUUCUCCGAGUACGACCAUCAAAGUCAGGAGUUCACUGCAAGCUCUGCGUUCAUCAACAUCCCGCAUAUCGACCCUGGCUACGCAAAGCAUCAUUCACAGCACCCAAAGUACAUGCGAAUCGUUGAUAUGACCAUGCAGUACACUUUCCUGGUUGGCAAUAUUGCUUUGCAGUUCAUAGACCAGCGCCAUUUCGGCAACCGCCUCGAGCUCUGCCGAGCAAUACUUGACCAUGUCGCUACGCUACGCGAGACAUCUCCACCGCACAGACGUUUCCUGUCACAGCUACGACAAGCUCGAGAUGAAUACAUAGCUUUCUCGUACAAGGAGACGGCGAACCCUUCCAAUGAUGUCAAACAUAUUGAGCGACCCAACUUUGAUCGACUUCGUCCGGAAGACUGCGACCCCGAUACUUGGUUUGAUGACCCUAAGUCACGCCGUGACGCUGCGCAAUGUGCCGGCCUCUACACAGCGCAAUCCCGCGAUGCUCCGAUCAACCACAAACCGGAAGUAUUCUUGACACCGCAAGAAUGUCAAGGUCGCCUCAUCAAGGUCGGCAAGAGGGGGUUGUUUUCCAUUCCAUGGAAGAGGAGCUCGGAUGGUGCGCUCAUUUCCACGAAAAUGCACACGGGAUUCCAUGAGGCUUGGGAACAACGUCAUUACAUGUUCUUUACGAAGCAUGGGAUAGACCUUGUGAAGCCCAGCGGUGAAGUCAUUCGACGAUUGCGUGGACCUCUCCAGAACGGUGUUGUCACAAUAGAGGCGGCGCAAUUCUCGCUCCAGAAGGAUGCCCAAGAACUCUGGAUGACGGCAUGCCGUGCACACGGUUUGGCUUUGGAGAAGGACGUUGGGGACGACAAUACUGGAGAUGGUGAUCCGUGGGAAGGUGUUGACGCUGGUGUGCCUUUGCUAAACGAACGUGCCAUGACCGAGACCCCGAAGCAAAACAGGCCACCAUUGCGCGAGGAUGCAAAUUGGCUGCUCAACGAAUUCAUUUGUCAGACGCCACACUUAGCCAACGGCGGCACAUUUCGUACAGGUACUGUUGAUCGAUUUCCCGAUUCGACGGAGGACCUGCAGAGAUUCGUGACAUUCUUGAAGCAGCCCCAAUACCGCAAUCACCCGUACGCCCCAAAGUGGUUAUUCUAUUUCGACAGGGACGUUCCGAAGACCCAAACACUCGCCAAAAAUCUGCCCAUGCUUCGCGCCACAACCAAGACUCGAAUUCGAUUCAGUUCGACUACCAUGCGUAUCCCCACAAUGGCAAAGCACAAGAAGAGCUCGAAAGGCAUUCGAGUAAACGAGACAAGGUUUGAGCUUGGUGGGCCAGGAUCAGCGAUGGCGAAUCCAUUCUCCGCUGGCUCUGGACAAUCGUGUGUUACAGUGGUGUAAGUCAGAUACCAGUAAAAAAACCAUACCGUCGUUGAACUAAUUCGCCCAAUAUAGGGAAGCAAGGUCUGGAAAGAAGAGGAAGAUUCCUGACGACGAGGCCGAAGAUGAUGCGGAACUGG